Notodromas monacha is the source of this 1725-nucleotide messenger RNA. The record is from the annotation of a GenBank genome assembly. Lineage: Eukaryota; Metazoa; Arthropoda; Ostracoda; Podocopida; Cyprididae.
UUGUUUUUCUGUUUCGUAGCGGUGUGAGCUUGAUUGUCUAGCGAAAUGCAGCUUUCUCGGGAUGAGAUUUGCUGCGUUUCGUAAAUGUGUGAUACGCGACCCGUUAAUCUUGUGAUACUUCCUGUAUAGUCUCGUCGCACUUCGAAGAACCUCACAGCUGUUAUCAUGAGCUUCUUUUUUGGAAGUAAGAGUGCAAAAACUUUCAAGCCAAAGAAGCAUAUCCCCGAAGGCACGCACCAAUACGACCUGAUGAAACAUGCUGCUGCGACGCUAGGAUCGGGGAAUCUUCGUCAAGCCGUCAUGUUGCCUGAAGGGGAAGACUUGAAUGAAUGGGUAGCAGUGAACACGGUUGAUUUCUUCAACCAAAUUAACUUGCUGUACGGCACAGUAACGGAAUUCUGCACAAUAGACGCGUGUCCUGUGAUGUCCGCGGGUCCUAAAUACGAGUAUCAUUGGGCUGACGGACAAACAGUGAAGAAGCCGAUUAAAUGCACUGCGCCUCGUUACAUAGACUAUCUCAUGACCUGGGUACAAGAUCAGUUGGAUGACGAAAACGUCUUUCCAUCGAAAAUCGGUGUGCCUUUUCCGAAGAAUUUCUUGAACCUCGCCAAAACCAUCCUGAAGCGCUUGUUCCGGGUAUACGCGCACAUCUACCAUCAGCACUUCGAGCAAGUGGUGCAGCUGGGGGAAGAAGCUCACUUGAACACGUCCUUCAAACAUUUCAUUUUCUUUGUUCUCGAGUUCAACUUGAUUGACAAAAAGGAACUGGCUCCGUUGCAGGAGUUCAUUGAGCGACUCCGGAUGUUCCGAGGGAUGGAAGAAGAUGAAGAGGAAGAGAAAUUGUCGAGAGCCUCGUUGGUAACGCUGCCUUGGGAAGACGUGGUUUUCGCGUACAUAUUUUGCGCACUGGAUUUCAAGGACUUGUUUUGUCUGAGGCAAACGUGCAAGACUGUGAUGAAAAUGGUGGACGAGUACUUUUCUGUGUCGCCGGUUGUGGACUUGUCUCGGGUCGCUGCCAAGAUCCCAAGGGAUGUAGGUCUAAAUGUGUUGGUUCAUUGCACGGUUUUACGAAAGCUGAACCUGGCCAACUGCAGAUGGGUUCGAGAUGAAGACAUGAAGCCGUUGUUUGCGCAGAACCCGCAUUUGAUAAGUGUUGAUCUCUCUGGAUGUUCUGGACUGACGGAUAAGAGCAUUAUCAUGCUCGCCCUCAAAUGCAAGGAGCUGAAAAUAUUGAACAUGACCAUGUGUGUGUGGUUGAGUCCACACGGUGUGGAAACACUAGCCUUGCAUUUACGGAAUCUGGAACGAGCGGAUUUCUCGUCGUGCUGGGAAGUGAACAACGCAUCCAUCAUGAAACUCGUGUUCAAGAACCCGAGGCUGAAAUCCCUGCACUUGACCAACAUUUAUGGCCUCACUGACCAACUCAUGUCUGCGAUUGCAGCUGUAUCUUCUCAGCUAGUCGAACUGUCGGUUUCUGGUUGUUGGAGGAUCAGUGACCACGGAAUCCGUUUGGUGGGUGAGCACUGCAGAAACUUGAAGCAGCUGUACGUGUUCGACUGCAGAGAAAUAACCGAGAGAAGUUUGGCACCACUGCGAACGAGGAUGAUGAUUGAUCGACCCGUUAUCAACAUCCCACCUUAUGCAAAAGAGUCUUUGAUGGACAAGCAUGGCUUCAUUUCCUUGCGCAAGGAAGUGAUGCAGCGGACUCGAAGUCGACUCCCAUGA